Brassica napus (rape) is the source of this 534-nucleotide messenger RNA. Its product is annotated as RNA-binding protein 3-like. The coding region runs from base 1 to 534 and encodes 177 amino acids. NCBI's taxonomy places the organism in Eukaryota, Viridiplantae, Streptophyta, Magnoliopsida, Brassicales, Brassicaceae. The transcript is spliced from 2 exons. The record is from RefSeq and is a predicted model, not a curated record.
AUGGUGUUGCUUCCAAAAGCAAGGCAUGAUUGGAUGCAUCUAAGAUUCUUAGACUAUAAGUCGGUGGAUGAUUACAAUUCAGCUCUAUUCAAGAUUGUCUCAAUACUAAAGUUGUGUGGUGAAGAGAGUAACGGAGUUAGACCGGCCGGGACAGCACCACCACCCGAAGCCCAUGAGGUUGAGAAGAAGGAUCCCAAUGAGACAUACUUUGUCCAAGACAACAAGAAACCAUACGGCAAUAGCCGUGGUGGGUUCAAGAGGCGUGGACGUGAUAACUCAAACGGCCGAGAUGGCUACUCAACUGGCCGGAAAGGAAACCACAAUAACCGUGGUCGUGGUUCCAAUUACGGCCGGGGUCGAGGCAGCUACGGCCGCGGACGAGGUGGAUAUCCAAACCAUCUUACACGUCCAACAAGUCUCUAUGCCAUAGAUGCGGGAGUGACAACCAUUGGGCAAAGAAUUGUAGAACUCCGAAACACUUGUGCGACCUCUACCAAGAGAGCAUCAAGAACAAGAAUCCGGAGGCAAAUAUGA